GGCGGCGGGAGAGCAGCCGGGUAGAGCGGAGCGGCGGAGGCAGCUUGGGCUCCGCGACGGGGACUGGGAGCGAGACCGGCGGCGGGGACGUGCCCCUGGCCGGCAGCGAGGCAUGGGUUGCGUGAGGUCAAAGGAAGCUGGUGUCCAAGAAAAGAUAACAAAAACUGAUCCUGGCCCCACCAUCCAGCAGGGCCACUAUGUGAGGGACCCUACAGCCACCAACAAGAGGAGCAACAAUGUCCCCAGCAUGGCUGUGCCCCUGCCCGAGGAUGGUUUGGGGGACAGUGUGGUGCUGGCGCUCUACGACUACGAGGCGAUGAAUGCUGGGGACCUCAGCUUCCAGAAGGGGGAGAGGAUGAAGGUCCUGGAGAAGUCAGGGGAAUGGUGGCAAGCACGAUCACUGGUGACAGGAUGUGAAGGCUUCAUCCCCAGCAACUAUGUUGCCCAAGCCAACUCGCUGGAGACAGAGGAGUGGUUUUUCAAAGACAUCAGCCGCAAGGAUGCGGAGCGGCAGCUCCUUGGCCCUGGGAACAUGAUUGGGUCCUUCAUGAUAAGGGACAGCGAGACAACAAAAGGCUCUUACUCACUCUCGGUGCGGGAUGGGGACGAGCUGCAGGGCGGGGCAGUGAAGCAUUACAAGAUCCGAACUCUGGACAGCGGUGGCUUCUACAUCUCCCCACGAAACAACUUCAACACGCUGCAGGAGCUGGUCCAGCACUACAAGGGUCAGAGCGACGGGCUGUGCCAGAAGCUCACCCACCCCUGCCGUGUACCCAAACCACAGAAGCCCUGGGAGAAGGAUGCCUGGGAGAUCCCUCGGGAGUCACUGAGCCUGGAGAGGAAGCUGGGAGCCGGGCAGUUUGGAGAAGUGUGGAUGGCUACCUACAACAAGCACACCAAGGUGGCGGUGAAGACGAUGAAGCCAGGCAGCAUGUCCGUGGAAGCCUUCCUGGAGGAGGCAAACCUGAUGAAGACGCUGCAGCAUGACAAGCUGGUGAAGCUGUAUGCGGUGGUCACCAGGGAGGAGCCCAUCUUCAUCAUCACCGAAUUCAUGGAGAAAGGGAGCUUGCUGGAUUUCCUGAAGAGCAAUGAGGGGAACAAGCUGCCGCUCCCAAAGCUGAUUGACUUCUCUGCCCAGAUUGCAGAAGGAAUGGCUUUUAUUGAGAAGAGGAACUACAUCCACAGAGACCUGAGAGCUGCCAACAUCCUGGUGUCUGCAGUGCUGGUGUGCAAGAUUGCAGACUUUGGGCUGGCCAGGGUCAUCGAGGACACUGAGUACACAGCCCGGGAAGGUGCCAAGUUUCCCAUUAAAUGGACUGCACCAGAAGCCAUCAACUAUGGAUCUUUCACUAUAAAAUCUGAUGUCUGGUCCUUUGGGAUCCUCCUGACUGAGAUCAUUACCUAUGGACGCAUCCCCUACCCAGGGAUGUCAAGCUUGGAGGUGAUCAGGGCACUGGAGCGUGGAUACCGGAUGCCCCGCACGAAUAACUGCCCUGAGGAGCUGUACGACAUCAUGAUGAGGUGCUGGAAGAUCAGACCCGAGGAUCGUCCCACUUUUGAGUACAUACAAAGUGUUUUGGAGGAUUUCUUUACUGCGACAGAGAGCCAGUACCAGCAGCAGCCGUAGUGCGAGAUGCUUGGGACAGACACCGCCAGCUCCUCCCUGUCUCACCUGUGCCCUGCUUCCAGCCUGGUCCAGGAACCACAGCUUUCCUGGGGUGGCUGGGCUGGAGGAGGUGCAGGAGGAAGCACAUGAUGGAGGGAGAAGAGACAUGGCCAUACCUUGUGCCUUUCCCAGGGGUGUGAAUGUCCGCGGGGCAGUGGCUCCAGGAAGUGCUGGCUGGACAAUGGCCCCAGGUGGAUAGACAGGGAUGGGGCCAGGCCUGCUUUUGCUGCAAGGAAAAACCCAGAUCAGUAUUUUUUUAACCCUUCUGAGAUCUUAUCAUAUCAUUCUGCAGAAGGAGGUGCUUUAGCAUUGUGGCCUUGGUGAAAUGCAGUGUGCUCCCUGUGUGAUUGAUCCCAGGGGAUUCCCAGGGGGCACGCUGCAGUGCAGCCCAUGGGCUCCUCACCAGCACAGGAUCCUUGGAGUUAGGAUGUCAAGUGUCACAGACAUGUGUCCUCCUCUUUCCCUGCUGGGUUUCCUUCCCCAGUAUUUUCAUGGCACAGAGGGCAGGUUUCGAGAGGCUGUGCCACAUGGGCAGAUGGACACAGACAGCGCUUUUCCAGGCCAUCCCUGCAUGGAUCCCCCUCCACUUGCCUUGGGAGGAACCUCUGGAGCCCAAAGCCACGGCAAAAGGAGCCCUCUCUCCCAUGGCAAAGAUCACAGGCAGGAUUUGUUGACUGCUGGAGCAUUUGUAGUAUCAGCAAGAGCCAGGUGCUCCCUGCACACUCACUUUAUGUUAUUGUUUAUUUUAGUAUUUCAUGAGGUUAUUUGGGGAAAAGAAGUAAACAGUAUUUUUUUAAGACUGUUGUGUACCUCUUACAGCACGGAGAUUGGGGCCUGUGAUAAUAUUUUUGAUACCAAGAGGCAAACGCCGUCGCUUCUGCUUUGGGAUCUUUAUUUUUUGUAAUCAAUAAAAGUAUUUAUCAACCUUCCUCUCCUGGCCGUUUCUGCUGCUCCACAGCCCGGGCAGGGGAGACGAAGAUGGGGCAAAGUUGGGUCCCGCAGCGCCCCUCUGAGGGAGACUCCAGAGCCGGGCAGACCCGCAGCGCCCUCUGAGCAGGCCUCGGGCCGCGGACGGCCAGGGUGGGACCGCAGGGACCGAGAAGAACCGGGAGGAACCGGGGGGAACCGGGAGGAACCGGGGGGAACCGGGAGGAACCGG
Poecile atricapillus (Black-capped chickadee) is the source of this 2825-nucleotide messenger RNA. It is a transcript of the gene HCK, whose product is annotated as HCK proto-oncogene, Src family tyrosine kinase. Gene Ontology annotation, biological process: innate immune response; cell surface receptor protein tyrosine kinase signaling pathway; protein phosphorylation. Gene Ontology annotation, cellular component: extrinsic component of cytoplasmic side of plasma membrane. The coding region runs from base 113 to 1627 and encodes 504 amino acids. The record is from RefSeq and is a predicted model, not a curated record. Gene Ontology annotation, molecular function: non-membrane spanning protein tyrosine kinase activity; signaling receptor binding; ATP binding. The transcript has 13 exons. Lineage: Eukaryota; Metazoa; Chordata; Aves; Passeriformes; Paridae.